AAUACAUCAAUCAAUAAUAUACAUCAAUUUUUCUUACGUGGUAUCAGAGCAGAGAUAAGAUUUAGACCUAUAUUUCUCUCACCGGCGGGCAGUCGGUCGGCAACCUUGCCUUCACUGCCCGCUGGAGAUUGGUACACAUACCUUCACUCCGCUGCCACAAAGUCUUCUCUUCCUCCGCUUUUCUUUCCUCUCUCAAAAAUUCCCCAUCAUCACUGACGUUCCGACUCUACCAUUUUCAAACCUUCAUCCUCAACUUCGACAGAACUAGCAUCGCCACCACCGUCACCUCCACUCCCCCCGUCGUCCGUUCAAUGGCUCCCAGGCUACCGAACCAGUUCCGCAGCCACUCUCCAACUCUGCGUCGGACGCCGUUGCCUCAUCUUCCAGCUCCUUCACUCCAAGACUCCACCCACCUUCGCCGAGAUCUGCAGUUCGGAGACAUUGUGGGUCCGUUCGGCGACACGACGAUGACGAACGUGUUCGUCGGAGGAUUGGCUUGGGAGACUCCCAAGGAAGCCCUCAGAGACCACUUCGAUGUCUACGGCGAGUUCUUGGACGCCGUCAUCAUCUCCGACAAGAUCACCGGCCGAUCCAAGGGCUACGGCUUCGUGACGUUAAAGGAAGCCGAGGCGGCUAAGAAGGCUUGCGAGGAGGCCACGCCGAUCAUCAACGGCCGCCGAUCCAACUGCAAUACUGGCUUCGCUCGGAGCCCGACGCCCCCGGUCCGCCUUGUCCUACAUGGUGCCCAACUUUGGAAAUAAACUAUCACAGAACCUAACAAUGAGUGAAGAUGAGUAAUAAUUGAAGUACCAGUACAUUUUUAUGUUUUUAUAAAUAUUU
Molecule: messenger RNA, 840 nt
Organism: Camellia sinensis
Lineage: Eukaryota; Viridiplantae; Streptophyta; Magnoliopsida; Ericales; Theaceae
Source: RefSeq, a predicted model, not a curated record